Molecule: messenger RNA, 2173 nt
Organism: Triticum dicoccoides
Lineage: Eukaryota; Viridiplantae; Streptophyta; Magnoliopsida; Poales; Poaceae
Product: cytochrome P450 89A2-like
Exons: 1
Coding region: 334-1812 (492 amino acids)
Cellular component (GO): membrane
Molecular function (GO): iron ion binding; heme binding; oxidoreductase activity, acting on paired donors, with incorporation or reduction of molecular oxygen, NAD(P)H as one donor, and incorporation of one atom of oxygen
Source: RefSeq, a predicted model, not a curated record
AACCACACGCCAUGUGUCAAGCUACUCCAUGACGCAUGUAAAAAUACCUAUCUCAUAAUGCAAUGCAUGUAUCAAAAAAAGUGCGGAACAUGAUUUAUAGCCUGCAUUACCUUAACCCAGACUCUACAGGGCCACAUAAGCAAAGGGGCAUUUUUUUUUCUUUUUUUGAAAAAGGAGGUUAAACCCCUAACGUGUGCAUCAACCGAUGCGUGCAGCCAUCUCUAUUAAUUAAUUCCACAAAAGAGGCCAAAAUGGCUGGCAACCAAAUAUGCCCUGAGUGACUACAAAUACUGGUCUUCAUCUGCAUCUUUAGCUAAGGUUUUUCCAUUGACAAUGGGUCACCUCAUCGGCGUGCUCACGCCUCUCCCCGAUUGCAUCGCCAGCCUGUGUUUUCUCCUCGUUGCUGUCUUCAUCUUGACCGCUCACCUUCGUAGAAUUGAGCACGUGACAGGCUGGCUGCGUAAGCUCGCGCCGGUGACCACUCGGGUUGCGCGGGGCACCCGGCGUGGCCUCUCCAUCCAGGUGACAGGCCGUGCGAUAGCGCACCGCGCCUUGGUGGAGCACAGCGCCGCCUUCCUCGACCGCCCCACCGGCGCGGUGCCAAGUACCAUCCUCACACGUGACCGCCACCAUAACAUCCUGUCGGCGCCAUACGGCCCGUACUGGCGCGCCGUCCGCCGCAACGUAGCUGCCGGUGUCCUCCACCCAUCUCGCCUCUUCCGACUCAGCGACACCCGUGCCCGCGUGCUGGGCGACCUGGCGCGCGACCUCAGAUCCGGCGCCCCGGCAGCCGAGAGCCUCUAUUUCGCCGUGUACUCUGUCCUCGUUGAGAUGUGCUUCGGCAAGGACGUCGUCUCCAAGCUCGGGGACACGCGCCUCCGUGCCAUGCAGAAGUUCCAGCGUGACAUCCUCGUCGCGUUGCCCUCUUUUGGGGUGCUUGUGAGGUACCCGAGGAUGAGCAAGCUCAUCUACCCAUCACGGUGGCGCCAGCUUCUCUCUCUCCGGCGGCAGCAAGAAGAAUCUUUCUUGCCGCUCGUCGCCGAGGUCAAGAAUAACCGGAAGGACAAGCAUGACGCCAGCUUCAAGACUUACGUGGAGUCCCUCCUGGACCUGCGAAUCCAUGAAGACGGCGGCCGGGCCGUCACGGAUGGCGAACUCGUCAGCCUCAUCUCGGAGUUCCUCGGCGCCGGCUUGGAGUCCACGGCUGCUGCCCUACAAUGGACGAUGGCCAACCUCGUAAAACGCCCCGACCUGCAGCAGAAGCUGCGGAUCGAGGUCGACGCCAUUGGCUGCAACCAGCGUAUCAUCGAGGAGGCCGAGCUAUCGCGAAUGCCCUACCUCAAGGCCGUCGUGCUCGAGAGCCUGCGGCGCCACCCACCGUUUCCGUUUGUGGUGCGCCGGAUGGAGGGCAAGGAGGCCGCGGAGGCGGUCGGCCUGACGAGUGUGCCGGGCGGUGGCGCGACGGUGAAUUUCCUCGUUGGGAAGAUCGCCCGCGACGCGGUACCGUUGUCGGAUGCGACAGAGUUCACGCCUGAGCGGUUCAUGCCCGGCGGGGACGGCGAGGACACGGACCUGACCUGCACGAGGGAGCUCAGAAUGAUGCCAUUCGGAGCCGGGAGGCGCGCGUGCCCGGCGAUCGUGCCGGCGAUGCUGCACCUCGAGUACUUCGUGGCCAACCUGGUCAAGGAGUUCGAGUGGUGGGAGGCCGACGGAGAGGACAACGCGGUGAACCUCACCGAAUUCCGCGGGUUCUUCAUCACCGUCAUGGAUCGCCCGCUCCGCGCGCGCCUCGUGCCUCGCGACGCGGUAUGACCCUCCGGAUGCACCCGUCGGUGCCGUUCGUCCUACGCCGAUGACGCUAGGUUGCCGGGUGAAACUACGUACCGUACCGGGCAGCGGCUACUUGAACGUGCGGUUUGUUGUGGGGGACAUUGGGAGGACAGGAGGACAUGGAGGGAUCCCGACGAGUUCCAACCUGAGCGGUUCCUGGCUGGAGGUGAGGCGGAGGGCGUCGGGCCGUCAGCAGGUCCCGAGGAGAUUAUCAGACGAAGAUGAUGCUGUUUGGUGCGGGGCAUAGGUUGUUCUGGACACUACUGUCUUGAAUUUUUUUAGCCCUACUAGAAAAUUGCCCGUGCGUUGCACCGGGAGCGUAAUAUUACGUUGUCACAACAAA